AUCAUUUUCUUUCUGCAUCUGUUCUUUCAAUCUUUAACAGAAACAAACAAUUACCUAAUUUGUUUUCUUAAAUUAGAAAACCAAACCAAACCAAAUCUUGGUACUAAUAUCCAGUAUCCGAAACCGAAAUUUAAAUAAUGCCGCAGGCGUUAGAGGAAGAAUUAUUUCCUUCAACACCCGGCAAGAUUAAAAUCCAUCAUAACACGAUGAAUAGAGCGAUAUCAAGAUGUUUCACGUCGACAACUACAAUGAUUAUCUGGGCAUUGUUUUUAAUAGCAUUGAUGGUGUCAUAUAUGUCUAUACAAAGCUUUGUAGAUUCUGGAAGUCGUUACCUUCAUCACACGAGUUCACACCGUGGAGCGAGCACGUGGGAAUCGCCCCACGGUGGACCCCUAUGGGAAAAACAAAUCCGUACAUCAGCAACAACAAACCGAAAAAAUGGAAUAACGGUUCUUGUUACGGGUGCUGCCGGUUUUGUAGGAAUGCAUGUUUCUCUUGCGUUAAGAAAGCGUGGUGACGGCGUUGUUGGGAUUGAUAAUUUUAAUGAUUAUUAUGACCCCGAGUUGAAGCAAUCACGGCGGAAAUUGUUGGAAUCAAAAAACGUGUUCAUCGUGGAAGGUGAUAUUAAUGAUAGCGGACUUUUAGAAAGAGUUUUUGAGGUUGUGAAAUUUACACAUGUGAUGCAUUUAGCGGCGCAAGCAGGAGUGCGUUAUGCGAUUGAGAAUCCGCAUUCUUAUGUUAAUAGCAACGUGGCUGGUUUGGUCACGUUGCUAGAACAAUGUAAGUCAACAGAGCGGCAGCCCGCCAUUGUAUGGGCGAGCUCCAGUUCUGUUUAUGGGUUAAAUGAUAAAACACCUUUUUCAGAAGCGGAUCGAACAGAUCGACCCGCUUCCCUAUAUGCAGCUACUAAAAAAGCUGGUGAAGCAAUUACGCAUAGUUAUAAUCAUAUUUAUGGGUUGUCGAUAACCGGUUUGAGGUUUUUCACGGUUUAUGGCCCGUGGGGUCGGCCCGACAUGGCAUAUUUUUCUUUUACACGGAAUAUUUUAUAUGGGAAACCGAUAACUAUUUAUCGAGGAAAGGACCGGGUGGAUUUGGCUCGGGAUUUUACUUACAUUGAUGAUAUUGUGAAAGGAUGUGUAGCGGCAUUGGAUACUUCGGGUAAGAGUACUGGGUCGGGUGGGAAGAAGAGGGGAGCAGCACCUUAUCGGAUAUUCAAUUUGGGGAAUACUUCACCAGUGACAGUACCAACAUUGGUAAGCAUCUUGGAAAAGAAUUUGAAGAAAAAGGCCAAGAAAAAUGUGGUGACAAUGCCUGGGAACGGUGACGUUCCGUUCACACAUGCGAAUAUUAGUCUGGCCCGGAGGAAACUUGGUUAUAAACCAACAACCGAUUUGCCAACCGGGCUGAAAAAGUUUGUUAAAUGGUAUUUAGAUUAUUACAGCCAUGAUCAAGAAAAGUUUGUAAAUCAUUAGCUGCUUUUAUUGUACUUUUGUUAGUGCUUUUAGGGUAGACAUAUGCAUUGUAAGUUAAGAAACAAAGAGAUUUUAUUUUUUUUUAGGGAUGACGGAUGAAGUAAAACUAAUAUCUAUCCUUGGUUUAA
This is a messenger RNA of Erigeron canadensis, 1600 nucleotides long. RefSeq names its product UDP-glucuronate 4-epimerase 1-like. Lineage: Eukaryota; Viridiplantae; Streptophyta; Magnoliopsida; Asterales; Asteraceae. The transcript has a single exon. The record is from RefSeq and is a predicted model, not a curated record. The coding region runs from base 138 to 1472 and encodes 444 amino acids.